ACCGAUUACAAGAGCUGCCCUCAGCGAACAGCCAUAGCGACAUUUCUCCCAUUACUAUUCCAACAGAUAACGCUCAAGGACGCAUCGUUCGCAGUAAAAUGUCCCUAACACGCGAUGCAGAGACUGGCAGAAGCAACAAUACUCACAAGUAUAGUUUGAGACAUAGCGCGAAGGCUAAUUCGGCAUCGUCAAAACAGAAGAUCAACGCAUCGUGUGUGAAAAACAAAACUGACUUUCUUCUAUCUUUGGGGCUCAAUGCUAACGCGAUUCCUUCUUCUUCUCUUCAUAAAACCCAUAGCGACCAAUGUAAAAAUAAUCUUAUGGAGUGUAGUGUUGUUAUUGAAACCGUGAAAUGCAUAAUUUGUGAAUUAUACUUCAAAUGCAGAACUGACCUGAUUGAUCACUGGAAAAUGAAAAAGUGCAACAUGACGUACAUGAGGCAGUGCAGGGUCCUCAUAUUCGGUACGAAAUGCAAAGUCUGUGGCAGAAGUUUCAAAUGCAUUACGGACGUGAAACGCCAUACGAAGGCAAAGCACCUCUUUAAGAAGAAAUCUAAGGCUACGGUGAUAAUAAAGAUUGGCGACGAGGUUAUGUCAAAAGUUUGCGUCAGGAAGAAACACUUGAAGACUCAUAAUAUUAACAGUGGAAUGUUGCCGUUGCAUUGGAAAUCGGAAACAAGCCGGGAUGUCAAAAUAGCUGAAGAUGAAGCACUAAAUUCAUAUUUUCGAGAUUAUUACGUGUCUCAGAAAGAAGCCGGUAGUAAUGGCGGCACAUGUGGUAACGCGAAGUCCGAGCUUGACGAUCAAACGACGUAUUGUGAAAGUACGUACAACGCCCAUGCGGGGGCAUGUGAUAAUUCAUGUAUAAAAGAAGAAAAAAGUGAUUUCGCAUUCUCAAGUAAUAAAAACAUAUUAGUGAAAUAUGAAGAUAAUAAUAAUAAUUCGAUUUUUACCUUCGACGAAAAUGUAAGAUCUCAUUGUGAUAGCGAAGACGUCGGUGAGGACAAGUUUAAUUAUUCAGUUGAAAAUGACUUGCCAUUGCCGAACGAUGGCAUGUUAAUUUCAGAAUUUCAUAAAAUGUCCGAUGUCGCGGAAAGUGAUCAAAAUCGUUUCGAGACGGGAUAUGAAGAAAAUCUUGAAGAAAUUCGUGACGCUCAUACAGUGCCUUGUAUGUACAAUGACAUUUUAAUGAUGGAUGACGAAGUACUUCUUCUUGAAGAUUUUGAAAAUAUGGAGAGAGCUAAAAACGAAUUUUUGAAAAAGGAUUCUACGAUCGAAAGUAAACGUAGAAUGUUAUUGAACGAUGUGACUUCAAGUUUAUACGAUGCAGAACAGUUCGAUGAUGAAGAGGUGGUGGAGCUGGUUCGUAUAUUUAAUCCAACUACAAAAUGUGGCGAAAAGGAAAUCAAUGAGGUGUCUCCGACAAGACGCGAGAGAGAACUAUUGAUGCGCUACAACAUACCCGAUACAUUAGAUUCAUACGAGGACUGCGUACGUUUAUAAAAUGAGAGUGUUAAGACGCAAGUUAAAUAUUAAAAUUUAAUUAUCAAUUCUGCACUCAAGAAGGAUAUCAUAUUAGAUAAAUCCUUUGGUCAUACGAUUAAAAAUCUCAUCGGUACGUAUGAUUACUAGUCAUGACGAAAAACUUCACUCUAAAUCAUGUUAUACAUUUCCUUUGUCUCGCUUUUAAUGAUUACUAUCGAUUUUAGUUAUUUUCUUAUCUACUGGCAAUUACUUUUUCUUUUAUUCUUUUCCCUAUAUCGUUAUACAAAUCUUUAUCGUUGUUGUUUCAAUCUCAGAGAUGCAUAUGCCACAAAAUAUUUUAGAAUUAAUGCCAAAUAUUAAUUCGUAUUGAAAAAGCUACGGUCGAAUAGUUUGAUAAAGCUUUUUAUCAAUUGCGCAAGUACUAUGUACAUAAACACUUAUUAAUAUUAAUGUAAUACUUAAUUCUUAUAGAGGUUAAGUUUCAUUGUAAUAUUAUGGACGAUCCCUGUACAUAUUAUUGUAUAUAUUCAUUUAUAACUAAUUGGUAAAAACGCUUUAUUUUA
This is a messenger RNA of Cephus cinctus (wheat stem sawfly), 2047 nucleotides long. RefSeq lists its product as uncharacterized. The coding region runs from base 99 to 1502 and encodes 467 amino acids. The record is from RefSeq and is a predicted model, not a curated record. The transcript is spliced from 3 exons. Lineage: Eukaryota; Metazoa; Arthropoda; Insecta; Hymenoptera; Cephidae.